GUGGCAUUCCUGCGUGUGCCAAGGUAACCGUACGUACAAACGGCGGCAUAAUGAGGUGGCAUUCAGCCAGCUCAGCUAGAUGUCUCCACGCCUGUUGUUGGUGUCAGCGAAGAGCGCUAGAGAAUUUCGAAUGCCAGUAUAGAUGAACGAAGCAGAUCAGAGGUUGCGUAUUUAGAAUUGCUAAUCAAGCACCCGUUGAAGAGUGUCAUAAGCUGCGAUAAUUUCUCUUUGGAAAAUUCAUCAUAAUAGUAAAGUGGAUCAAGUAAAGGAAGGACUGUACCUUUUCUGCGAUGAGGGACUUAGCAGUAUACCCUCGUCUUAGAGAUGCGACGGCCAAGGUCGAGGUCAAGCCUUUCUCAAGCAUUCCCAAGCCUCAAGCCUCAACGUCCCGAGGUCACCACUACAAGGCUCAAGCAGAAGCCAAGGAGCAGCUAGUACUUGUAAUUAACCAGACGGAAGGGCGGCGGCGGAGGUCACUAACCGGCAAUGAUGGGAUUCCAAAACCCCGCGCUGUGCUGACGCCGAUGAGAUAAUCCUUACAUGUUUGGCCGUACCUGCCCUAUCCUGAACACUCUGGCUGGGGUAAU
Molecule: messenger RNA, 587 nt
Organism: Pseudovirgaria hyperparasitica
Lineage: Eukaryota; Fungi; Ascomycota; Dothideomycetes; Acrospermales; Acrospermaceae
Exons: 1
Source: RefSeq, a predicted model, not a curated record